AUGCAACCACCAACAGACCUCGAGCUCUGGUGCAGUGGGCAGCUUACAGUGUCGGAACAGCUUGCUCUAGCUCUCCAACGGGCCAUCGCGGAGAGCCCCCUGGAAAGUCAGGGCUUCUGGCCGGACCAUUUGGGCAGUGACAGGCCAACGCAGUGGCCCAUGGACCACCAACAGAGGGACAUCCCCCAAGAGGAGCCGGACCCCUGGGUAUUCGAUGAAGAGGAGGAGGAUACGACCCAUAUUUCAUUCAGGCUCUUUUCGCCCCACUAUGAGUCGGAGUCGAUUGACAUCUCCCUGACUUUCCCUCUGGUGGCUGAGGAUGUCCUCGACUUCCUCAAGGACACGGCGCGGGUGAUCUCCACUCCCUGGCUUACCACUGCAGCCUUCACACAACCACAGCUGAGUGAUGACCAUGGCAGUGUGGUCAUUUUGCCCUGCUGGCUGCGUGCAUCUCCGAAAACCAUUUUGGUCAUUGAUGCGAGCGAAGUGAACCAAGGGCAGUUCGCCUUCUACCACCAAGGCAGCCUCACUAGAGCUGCUGUGUUGGCGCAACUUGAGGCGGCCCCCCCAAACGCGGUUGACAUUUACGCGUUUGGCCGCCAGACUCCUCUUGCUGAGAACGAAGCCAUCGAGCCGAGCCUCGCUGGCCUCCUACGCGUAGUACCGCGUGGGUCGCAGGCAAAUUGGUCUUCGACCAUUGAACCCAGGCUCACACUGAGGGCUAACUGGGACCCGGACAGACCACACCCUGAUCAUGUUGGUGGCUCCCACAUCGCCUUUCAGACGGCCACGGACCAAAAGCUCCACAGGCUGGCAAGGGAAGAUCGCUUCACGCCCUUAGCGGUUGCGAGUGAGAUUUUCGACAGGGAGCAACAACAAAUUUGGGUGCGGGCCCCGACCCAUAGGCCGGUGGGACUCUACUGGAAAGGCAGGCGAGUCCACUCCAUCAUAGCGGUCGUCGACGCCUUUGAGCACCCGCCCAUCGACUCCUAUGUUGUGACCCUCGACCUCCGUGGCAUUGGUCUGUGGCCGAUCUGGAUUGCCUUACAGCAAAACUGCUUCUUCCCGGGGGAUGUUGUUGAGGCCCUGGACAUACACUUCUGCCCAGGCUUCUCCUUGGUGGUCUCAGGAGGCAGAAAAGGGCGCACACCAGGGCUCCUUUACGUACAAGAUGGAGAUCUUCUUGAAGUUUCGCUGCGCUCAACGGCAGACCUCACGCCCACUCAACAUGAAGGAGGUGAAAGUGAGGGUGAUGAUGAAGGGCACUCUGACGAUUCAGGGUCCACACGGGACGCCCUUCCAUCCUCGGACGAACUUCCAGAUGCCCCAGGGCCCUUUGGACCCGGCCCUUUUGGCCCCCCGCCUCCACAGCCCGUAAACCGUGACCGAAGUCGGACACCGGAGCGAGGGCGCCGAACUACUGAGAGCUGCCCCUUGAAGAUUUCUCUGAAGGAGCAUCUGCCUGGUGGUGAUCGGGUAGAGUACCACAGCCUAUCUGCGCAGACCAUUGUCCUUCCGCAGGAGCACUUCGACCCAAGGCUGAUAUACCGACCGUGGCCUCUUACGUGGUUGCAGUUUGAUGUUUCGGCCCUUGACCUCCCUCGGUGCACCCAAGAAGCGCUGCAUGACUUCUGGCCUUGGACCUACCUUGCCUCGCUUGAGAAGCCACCGAACACCCUCCACCUCCGGCUCUACACUGACGGUUCUUGGCUGGCGAAGGAAGCCCUCGGAGGUUUUGCUGUCGUGAUCGUCGUGGAAAUGCAGGACAAGAAAGCACUCUUCGGAGCGAUUUGCUCCCAGACGCAUGGAAACGAAGGGUCCCCUUGGCCCUCGCAAGGCCCGCCUGCCUUGCGAAAUGAACAGUUCGCGAUUGCAGCUGCUAUGCUCUGGGUCUUCCAAUCUCUGCCGUGGCUUGCGUUUGAGACCAUCACCUUCUGCUUCGAUUGUAUGGCUGCCGGUUUCGCUGCCAGCGGAGAGUGGGCGCCGGACUGUGAAAUGAUGCAGCGCAUACGAAAUCUGCAUCUUUGGCUAGCUCAGGUGACAGGGGCAAAGCUUGCGUUCGAGCAUGUCAAGGCGCACAACAACCACCCUAUGAAUGAACUAGCCGAUUGCAUUGCUAAGGCUGCAGCUGCCGGCAACCUCAAAGGUCUCCAGCCCCCAGUUGAGAACGUGACCUUCAUCCUAGAGAAUGACCUUUCAUGGAUCGCUCCGGUGCUUGAUCCGGGUCAACAAGAGGCUCUACCUCUCCUGCAAAGUGAUAAACUUCGGUGGGAACCAGAUGAAGCCUUUUCUCCUUUCAAGUUGCGGCCUGAACAACUCGUGCCCACGGCGACCAAGCAAAUUGGCCGGCAAGCCACAGCUACCACCGAAAUCGACAUUGUGGCCAUUACCCUGAAUGCACAGGGAUUACAAGCCAAAUGUCCCUACCUCGAGGCGCAAUUUGUCGAGGCUGCUGGCCACAUCAUCUUCCUUCAGGAAACCAAAAUGCCUGUUGGAGUGUGUACCUCAAGAACAUUUUUGCGUUUGGGGACCGACUCCCACAAGCACUGGGGAGUCGGGAUUUGGGUGAGUCGGACCCUUGGCCUCUUCACCACUGAGGGCAGAGCCGUGCGCAUUGACGAGCAGGACGUCUAUGUUGUCAAGGAGUCCCCGAGGAUGCUUGUCGUCGAAAUUGCGGUUGCGGGCCUCCGUGUUGUGCUCUUUUCGGCACACUGCCCACACUCGGGACAACGUGCAGCCGCUGCCGAAUUCCUCAAGGACCUACAUGACACGCUUGCCCCGCUGCGGGGUGCGCAUGUGCUCCUUGGCGGUCUGGACUUAAAUGGCAGACCACCAGGCUCAUACGAGCAAGUCACCGGGGAUCUCGACUUUGGCGCCCCAGACGACACUGGCAAAGAGGCAGCUGCCGCCUUCCAUUCCCUCGGUUUAUGGAUGCCUUCCACCUUCUCACAGUUCCACACUGGGGAAUCACACACAUUCAGGCAUCCACAAGGGCAACUUCACCGCCUAGACUUUGUGGUCCAGGGAGGCAAACUCGAGGUCCAUGAGGUUGGCAGCCGAGUCCUCUACGAGCUUGAUGCAGGUGGCAGCUCUGAUGACCAUUGGGCCGCCAGAGCAGCCUUCACAGGGAGCAUCCCCCAAGCGGGACACCAGACCCGCCUUUGGCGGCCAAAAUACGACCUCGGCAAGCUGAGCAGUGUAAAGGGAAAAGCCAAAGUCGCUGAGGCUAUGAAAGCAUACAGCCCUCCGCCUUGGAAUGUACAUCCUGAUGCGCAUUGCCAGCAUUUCACUGAGUACGUGCAGGACCUCCUCGAGUCGCACUUCACCAAACCGACGGAUGCACCGCGAGCUGACUACAUCCCCGAGGAAAUCUGGGACCUUAGGCAGGCCAAACUAGCCUUGAAGCUACGAACGAGGAGUAGAUCCAACUUGUGGAGCAGUCUCCUUCGUCGCGCUUUCCUUCAAUGGGGUCGCGGCAUCAACAUGGGGCUCGACCAGCUUCUCCGCAAACAGGGGCUCCUCUACCAGAUCACCUCCGCGGCCAUUGCCUUUGCCACCUCGCUGAUCAAGAAGGGCAUCCGGGUCGCCAAGGCAAACUACCUGAAGAAGUAUGCAGCCAGUGGAGGGUCGCACCCAGCCGACAUCCUCCACCACCUCAAAACGGCAGGCCUGGGCGGCAAGAAGGCUCGACAGGCCCAUCGCCAGCUCCCACUCCUUUUGGAUACUUCUGGAAGACCUGUGAAGACUCGGAGGGAUCGGGACCUCCUUUGGCUCUGCCACUUUGGCAAACAAGAGCUUGGUCAGGUCGAGGCUGUUGACAAAUUCCUGGAGCGUGAGCACACCCCCGUCUUUGUCGAUCAAGAUCUACAAUGGCGUGUGGACGACCUACCGAGCCUUGCCGAGAUCGAGGCGGCCAUUCGGCUUGCCCCAAGAGGUCGUGCGGCAGGACUCGACGGAAUCCCAGCAGAAGUACUGAAGGCGGCACCCGGCCCGAUGUCGGCUGCUCUGCAGCCACUUUUCACCAAAGCCUCCUUGAGAUUGCGCCAACCCCUCCAGUGGCGAGGCGGCAUAUUAUUCGAAUGCUGGAAGCAAAGUGGCAAGCGCUCUGACCCAGCUUCCCACCGAAGCUUGUUUGUCAGCUCUGUGGUGGGGAAGUGCUACCACAAGUUGACAAGGAGGAAGAUUCAGGGAUGUGUCAAUGCCGGCCUCCACGAAUUCCACCUUGGGGCGAGGAAGGGACAACCGGUGCUCUACCCGGCUGCCUACAUCCUCUCCUUCCUCCGGAGAGCUGAAUCCAGAAGUUUGUCGGUCGGAGUCUUCUUCUUGGAUGCAGAAGCUGCAUAUUAUAAGAUAUGCAGAGAACUGGCCACAGGUACCAUCGUCGACGAUACCACCGUCGUGGCCAUCCUUGAGCGCUUCAGGAUCCCGCCUGACGACCUCCACAUGCUGAUGAAGGAGAUCUCGGAAGGAGGGAUGAUGGCGGACCUUGGAGUCCCGCCAACGGUCCGGCACAUGGCCAAAGACCUUCAUGCGAACACUUGGUUCGUAUCCCCGCAUGGGGACGGAGGCCUGCUCUCACGCACCAGUGCGGGGAGUAGGCCGGGGGAAAGCUGGGCAGACGCAAUCUUCAGCUUCGUAUUUGGCCGAGUCCUGGCCCGCAUCACGGAAGUGGCGUCAGGAGAACAACUGCUUGACACCAUCAAUGCGGAUGCCUCCGAAGGACCCUUUUCGACCCCGGGCAAUGGCGAGGAAGCAUGUGCGAGUGAUGCCACUUGGGCUGACGACAGUUCGUGGGCACUGACGGACAGGACACCAGGGAGGCUCAUGGCAAAGGCGACGCGGCUGUGCUCAGUCAUCCUUAGCCAGUGCCAAAGCUACGGCCUUGUCCCGAACUUGAAGCCUGGGAAAACGGCGUUGCUACUCAGGCUCUUGGGACGGGGAGCCAAAGGUGUGCAGAGCACCUACUUUGCACAUGGACGCCGAACAGUCCGCCUACACGAUGUCGACCUCGAGGUGCCAGUCACGAACCACUACAAGCACCUUGGAGGUGUGGUCGAAGCUCGAGGAUAUGGGGGAUGCGAGGCCAAGCGGAGGCUGGCCAUUGCGGCGGCCGCUUUUGACAAAGGCAAGGACCUCAUCUACCUCAACACAACCAUUCCUCUACCGGUGCGCUCUGCCAUCCUACAGGUAGCCGUGACCUCCACAAUGCACAAUAUUGCACUGUGGACACCGGAGGGCCCCCAGUGGGCCAAGCUAUGUGGAGGUUAUGCGCGAUUGGUGCGACGGCUUUUGAUGAAGGAUGUGGAUCCGGAGUCCCUCCUCCACAUACCGGCUGUUUUCGCACAUGUCGCGGCAGAAUGCCCGCAGCUGCAGCUAGUUGCGAGAAAGGCAAGGCUGUCGUUGAUAGCCUCCAUGGCAAAGACUGCCCCUUUGGCUCUGUGGGCAGCGCUGCAAGAGGAGGAAAGCUGGCUUCGUACUGUUGCUGCCGACCUUGCUUGGCUACGACAGGGAGCAGAGGACAGCUGGCCACCGCUCGGCCCGGCUCAUUGGCUGCAGUGGAGGAACAUCCUCCGCGACUCCACGGCAUGGUACAAGCGGCAGGUCGCGGCGAAGACUAAAGGUGCUUCCAUGGCCUACUACAAGGCGCAAAGGGUCGCCCUCUCGUUGUGGGCUAUCUAUCGGAAGGCCUGCGAGUGGUUGCCCGAGGAGCACUCCGUUGUCACGCAGUUUGUUUGUCGACCCUGCGCCAAGACUUUCCGUACCAAAGGGGCGCUUGGUGCGCAUUUCAUGAAAACGCACGGAAGAUGUGCCAAGUACAGAGCUGUUGUGCACGGAUCUAUCUGCCGCUCUUGUGGAGUCCAGUACUGGACGGUCGGCCGUUUGGCACGACAUCUCCGAGAUGCGCCCUGGUGCGUGUCCACCCUACGGGCCACUGGAGUGACUACUGCUGCCUUGGCCCCUGGCACUGGCAGCCGCUUCCGAAGAAAGGCUGAGCAGGACGAUUACCAUCCCGCGCCGCCCAUCCAGGUUGCACAACCGACAUCCCCAAAGGAUGGAAAUGACUGGGAUGAUGUCCAGAAGGAGGCCCACUUUGCCCUCAGCCAGGCCCUGCAGGAGGAAGACCUUCCGACUACCCCUGCUGAGGCCCUCGACCUCAUCCAGGCUGUGCUUGCAAAGUUCCCGCUCUACUUUGAGGAGGCGAGAGCGGUCGUUUUUGAGAUCUCGUCUGAGAUUGUCUUGAUUGAGACUGACCUACUGCAGGAAUAUUGGACCCCUGCGGUGUGCCAUGCCUUCAAGACGGCGAUCGACACCUUCCUCACGUCCGAGUGGGCAACGGGGCCUGAAGUUGAAGGUCCAAGGGUGCCACCUGUCACCUUUGAGACAACAACGGGUGAGACCGAUGGGUUUGAUUGGGCCGAGCUCACUCGCAAGCUUGGCAAUCCGCACGGGACCCAGCGAGCUUCAGCAUGGACACUGCCUUCUGACUGGGAAGCCGAUUGGUCAAAACGCAGUGCUGAAGUAAGUUCUUCGGCCGUGCACAGACGUCUGUGGAGUUGGAUCCCAAGGGUCCUGCAGUUGGCUUGGGAGCACUUCCUUUCUGGAGGGACUGUACAGCUCUCAGCCCCUAGUGACUUCUGGGACAGCCCACUCGCGGAGCCUUUUGUGAGCUUCCGCGCUGAUUUGCACUUUAAUUAG
Symbiodinium sp. CCMP2592 is the source of this 6696-nucleotide messenger RNA. The record is from the annotation of a GenBank genome assembly. NCBI's taxonomy places the organism in Eukaryota, Dinophyceae, Suessiales, Symbiodiniaceae.